Glycine soja is the source of this 2976-nucleotide messenger RNA. RefSeq lists its product as uncharacterized. The record is from RefSeq and is a predicted model, not a curated record. Bases 1832 to 2533 code for a protein of 233 amino acids. The transcript has 4 exons. Lineage: Eukaryota; Viridiplantae; Streptophyta; Magnoliopsida; Fabales; Fabaceae.
GUUCAUCCGGGGAUGCUCUUAUGAGCUUUUCAGCUACAUUAAUAGCCCUUUCCACCUGCAGAAAUUUCAGCAAAAUAGCAAAUAUGAAAACGUUUUAAGUGAUAUUUUAAACUAUUGAUUGUUAAACUGAAAAGGUUGAAUCAUAUAGGAAAACAAUCCUGGCAAGUGAAUACAUUUGUUAAAUUCUUAUUGGAAUUUAUUCAUGCGUACUAGACUACUAGUACCACUUGAAUACAGGAGAAAAAUCCUUAAUUUCUUAAACAGCAAAAAAUUGCUAAUUGGGUGGUAGCAGGGAAAUGAAGGUUUGGGAAUGCUGACAUAUAAACCCUACAAUCAUUCUAGAUCAUAGGUGAGUAGCCAAUAACAACACCCCCUGAUGCCUAGAAAUAAACAUCUAGAGUGGAUACAAAUAUGGGUGAUCCAAUAACACCCUUCUAUGUCUAAGAAAAUACAUCUAGAGUGUAGAUAAGUAUGGUUGGCCUAAGAGUGAAUCUAGGAUAGACUCUGAUACUAUUUUAGAAUUUGAGUAUAGGUCUAAUAUAACCUCCAAAAGCUACCUCCUUUUCUGCUUCCAAGUCAUUUACGCAAAACCAAAGAGACAACCAUGAGUCACAUUGGCUUGUCCUUCCUCUUCCUCAUUUCUUUAGCACUUCUCUCUAUUGCCAGAGGCCAAGAAAGGGCACCUCAUGCUUGAUGUGCUUUCUUUAAUCACAUCAAAAUCUCAGCUUAGAACAAAGCAUAAAUACUCUUUCACUUUGCCCAAAUUUCUUAGCACAAGUGUGUGCUUAUUUAUUUAGUCAAUGAUUUCAAUGCAGAUCAUAGUGAGGACCAGAGGAUUAGGUCGUGCCUUAGGUCAGGUCACUCGCAGAGGUGUGGGCAGAGGAGAUCAUAAUGAUUCCGAUGAUGCUCCAUAGCGUCGACGACCUACUGCAUCCGCACGGAGGCAGCAAGUCGCUGUGACUGCGGAUCACGUCGAUGAGUCAGUCAUCCCUGACCCAGACGUUCAGGAUGACCCGAUGGAGGCACCAGUUGCUGUGGAGGACAUUCCUGCGGACGCAGGCGCAGAGGCGGCUGAGGAUUAGCCUCAGGGAUUUUCGGGUGGUCCGAGCGACCCAUUUGUGCUGACAGCGUAUGCGGAUCACGUUGCUUGCAGUGUAUGGACGGGAAAGGAGCGUCCUGAAUUGAAGUUAUCCUCGCAUGGGAGGAAGUUUAGGCAGGCUUGUCCCUGCCAUUGAGGGACUUAUCGCUGGUACAGGACUAAGUCCUCUGAUUGCGUGUUCGGUAAACACCAGCGAUCGGGGACUUUUGUCCGCGUUUGUGGAGCGGUGGCACCAGGAGACGUCUAGUUUCCAUCUCCCGGUGGGUGAGCUCACCAUCACAUUGGACAACGUCUCCUCUCUUCUCCAUCUUCCCGUUAUAGGCGACUUUCACGCAUUUGAGCCCUUGCACGUGGAUGAUGCGGUUCAGAUGCUGGUGGACUUGCUGAUGGUGUCUCCAGAGUCUGUUAGGGCUGAGACAGUCCAGUGUCACGGACCGUACGUACGCCUGCAAUGGGUACGUGAUGUAUAUCAGCGCCGAUGCCAGGCAGGUCAUUGGACAACUGCGGCUCGUGCAUAUCUUCUUCACCUACUGGGUUGCACUCUGUUUGCUAACAAGAGUGCAACCAAUGUCCAUGUUGUCUACUUAGAGGCCCUUCGGGACCUCAGUAUGACAGAUAGGUACGUUUGGGGAGUGGCUGCUUUAUUUCAUAUGUACGACCAGCUGAACGAUGCAUCCAUGAGCCACAGUUGACAGCUUGGCGGUUACAUCACACUGCUGCAGGUGGAUUGCGAUGAAGAAGACCGUGAAGAGCAUACGCACGCCGUCGUAUAGGGAGCGCCUGGACCGACUCCGGAUUCCGGAUGUCUGUUGGAUCCCAUAUGGGGAGCAUCGGGAGGUCCGGGACUUCCACGUCAGAUCAUGCUACUCCGGUCUCUUGUGCUGGGGGCCUGUUGUUGUGUAUUACCGAUCGGAGAGGGUCGUGCGACAGUUUGGUUACACGCAGACCAUUCCUGCUUCAACUGUCGAUUCAUGGGUCUCGUAUGAUGAUAUACACGACAGGUGGAUGCACUACGAGGAUCAUAUCGUACCUGCAGGUGAGGUGUGCGUGGUGUCAGGGGCGUGUUCCAGUGACUACAUCGACUGGUUCUUUCGCACCUCUCAUCCUUUCAUGACACCAGGCCACGCAGUAGAUCCUCUACCUCAUGGUCACGCCCCGCAGCCCCGAGUCGUCCCUCAGGCCCCGCAGACGGAUAUCCCUCGCGUGUCAGAGCCAGGAACAUCGUCGACAUCUACGGAGGAGCCCAGACAUGCAGUGGAAGUUUGUGAUGACAUUGCUGAGCGGUUGGAGCGUCAUCUGAGUCUAGGGGUGGUCACACCUGGCUCAUCGACACAUGAGAUGAUCGAAGAAUGCCUCAGAUUGGCCAGAAGUGUCACACAGGACCAUCUAGUAUACGUUAGGUGUAGACGCAGGCGGCGCACUAAUCAGGCUUAGUUUUAUAUACAUAUUUUACAUUGAUAUUCCUUGUAUAUACAGAUAUUGUACAUGAACUCAUUUCAUGCAGUGGUAAGUAAUACUAAUAAUUUACCUCAAUAUUUGCAUAAUAAUUUGUGUAAUUAGUUUGUUUUGUAUGUAACAGAAAGUUUGUGAUGACAUUGCUGAGCGGUUGGAGCGUCAUCUGAGUCUAGGGGUGGUCACACCUGGCUCAUCGACACAUGAGAUGAUCGAAGAAUGCCUCAGAUUGGCCAGGAGUGUCACACAGGACCAUCUAGUAUACGUUAGGUGUAGACGCAGGCGGCGCACUGAUCAGGCUUAGUUUUAUAUACAUAUUUUACAUUGAUAUUCCUUGUAUAUACAGAUAUUGUACAUGAACUCAUUUCAUGAGUAUUGUUGGUUUUAUUUAUUUUUAUUACUAAUGUUAGUUUUAUUUAUUUUCA